GUCCAGGCGAACGUGGAGAAGUCCUUGACGCUCUUUGGGCAGCUCCUGAACAAGAAGCACUUCUUGCUGACCUUCAUCCGCACCCUGGAGGCUCAGCGCAGCUUCUCCAUGCGGGACCGCGGCAACGUGGCGUCCCUCAUCAUGACGGCGCUGCAGGGUGAGAUGGAGUACGCCACAGGUGUGCUGAAGCAGCUCCUCUCUGACCUCAUCGAGAAGAACCUGGAGAGCAAGAACCACCCCAAGCUGCUCUUGCGGAGAACGGAGUCGGUGGCAGAGAAGAUGCUGACAAAUUGGUUCACGUUUCUGCUGUACAAGUUCCUGAAGGAGUGGGCUGGGGAACCGCGCUUCAUGCUCUACUGUGCCAUCAAGCAGCAGAUGGAGAAGGGACCCAUUGAUGCCAUCACAGGAGAGGCUCGCUACUCCCUCAGUGAAGACAAGCUGAUCCGGCAGCAGAUCGACUACAAAAUGCUGACCCUCAACUGCGUGAACCCCGAGAACGAGAACGCCCCAGAGAUCCCGGUCAAGGUGCUGAACUGCGACACCAUCACGCAGGUGAAAGAGAAACUGCUGGAUGCCGUCUACAAGGGGGUGCCCUAUUCCCAACGACCCAAAGCUGGAGACAUGGACCUGGAGUGGCGGCAGGGCAGGAUGGCCCGGAUCAUCCUGCAGGAUGAAGAUGUCACCACCAAGAUUGACAAUGACUGGAAGAGGCUGAACACCCUGGCCCACUACCAGGUGACGGAUGGCUCUUCGGUGGCCCUGGUGCCCAAGCAGAACUCGGCGUACAACAUCUCCAACUCCUCCACCUUCACCAAGUCCCUCAGCAGAUACGAGAGCAUGCUGCGGACAGCCAGCAGCCCCGACAGCCUGCGCUCGCGGACGCCCAUGAUCACUCCCGACCUGGAGAGCGGCACCAAGCUCUGGCACCUGGUGAAAAACCACGACCACAUGGACCAGCGGGAGGGCGACCGGGGCAGCAAGAUGGUCUCCGAAAUCUACCUGACCCGCCUGUUAGCCACCAAGGGCACCCUGCAGAAGUUCGUGGAUGAUCUGUUUGAGACCAUCUUCAGCACAGCGCAUCGUGGGAGCGCGCUGCCCCUCGCCAUCAAGUACAUGUUUGAUUUCCUGGAUGAACAGGCUGAUAAGCAUCAGAUCAACGAUUACGAUGUCAGGCACACCUGGAAGAGUAACUGUCUACCUCUACGUUUUUGGGUGAAUGUGAUUAAGAACCCCCAGUUUGUGUUCGACAUUCACAAGAACAGUAUUACUGAUGCCUGCCUCUCCGUGGUGGCUCAGACAUUCAUGGACUCCUGCUCAACUUCUGAGCACAAGCUAGGAAAAGACUCUCCUUCCAACAAGCUACUGUACGCCAAGGACAUCCCCAACUACAAGAGCUGGGUAGAAAGAUAUUAUGCAGAUAUUGCUAAAAUGCCAGCGAUCAGUGACCAGGACAUGAGCGCGUACCUGGCGGAGCAGUCGCGGUUACACCUCAGCCAGUUCAACAGCAUGAGCGCACUGCACGAGAUCUACUCCUACAUCACCAAGUACAAGGACGAGAUUUUGGCCGCCUUGGAGAAGGACGAGCAGGCCCGGAGGCAGCGGCUGAGGAGUAAGCUGGAGCAGGCGAUCGACACAAUGGCCUUAAGCAGCUGA
Molecule: messenger RNA, 1653 nt
Organism: Mesitornis unicolor (brown roatelo)
Lineage: Eukaryota; Metazoa; Chordata; Aves; Mesitornithiformes; Mesitornithidae
Product: plexin-A1
Exons: 11
Biological process (GO): regulation of cell migration; semaphorin-plexin signaling pathway involved in axon guidance; regulation of cell shape
Cellular component (GO): semaphorin receptor complex
Molecular function (GO): semaphorin receptor activity
Source: RefSeq, a predicted model, not a curated record